AUGGAAACGCAAAACAGGAGUUCUGCUUUCGAAGAAGAGUUGAGAGGGAAGCGACGAGCGUCGUCAGAUGAGUGGACGGCAAACAAGAAGCGAGCUUUAAGCUCAGCGUCAGGUUCGCCGAUUGUUGCAAACGGUCCUUUGGAUGACGAACAGAAGCCUUCGACAAACAAUGGUUCCAGAGAGAAUGACCCAGAAACAGAGGACGACCUUGAGCGAUUCCGAAAAGGAGCGAUUUUUCGGAGAAUGCGGCAUUAUCGAAGAGAGACUAUCCGAGCUUUUGAACGCAUACAACAUUUGGAAGAGUCGUUACGACUUUCAAAUUUGGAACGUAUUAGUGCUGAGUCGUGUUGGUCCAAUACGAUGGCAGCACUGCGAACAUUAACACAGGCAGACAUGGCCAUGGAAAACCCCGCACAUAACCUCUCUUCCAACUUCCCAUCGCGUGUAUUCGCACCGGAAGAUUUCAAAAGGUCUAAACGCUCAUGGGAUGAGAGAUUUAAGGCUGCGGAGCAGGCCGUGGAUGUUAUUGCUAACUUUGCGGGAAAAGUUGACGGGCCGAAGGCAGAAGAGUUAGUGGCUGAGUGUCACAGCCUCCAACGAUCCAAUUCGUUCUUGACAGCGGAGGCCGAGCAGACGCAUGCUUUGUUAGAGGAUAGUCGACGGGAGCGUGAUCACUACUUAGAGGAAUUGCGCGCUACUGAAGCUAAGCUCGACCGUUUACAAAGCCGAAUAGUCAAUCCACAACCGGAGCACGAGUCAGAAUCCCCUGUACCAGUAAAGGUGAACGGCGAUGUCAAGGCGGAAGAGGAGCGGGAUAGCGUUGGAGUAAAGGAGGGCACUCCGUCAGUUGCAUUACCACCUGUCAUUUCUAUAAGCGAAUCCCGACCUGACGAGGAAUGGGAAGCUCGCUUAAAGCUCAGAGACGAUAGGUUAGCAUAUCUUGAAAGGGAAAACGCUGCUCUUAGAGAUAGGCUUGUCUUGGCGGAUUCGGAGAUCAAUCUUCUUGGUGAAAGCACGAUUACUAAAACGCCUACAUACCGAGUCCUUCUUGAGUAUGCGUCAAAGCUAGACUCCCAGUCGAAGGAACAGAUUAAACAACUGGCGAUGGCGAGGGAAGAAGCAAACCAGCUACGCCAGAUUCAGACAGGCUGGUUGUCAGAAAUACAGUCCGACGAUGCUAAUGGAUCCUCGGACCUGAAAAUCAUACUGAAAAAGCGAGACGAUGACUUGAAUCGAAUUCGUCUGCAUAGAGACCAGUUGGAGACCCAGUACAAGGAGUUGAAGGCAACCCAAGAUACAAAACGCUUAUCCUUAAGUAAAUUCAAGGAGCUGGCUGAAUCUCGAGCAGAACGCAUCGAACUUCUGUUGUCAGAAGUCAAAAGAUUGAAGGCUCGUCUGGCUGCUUCAUCAGGGAAUGAAGAUCUUCUAAACUUCCUACUAAAUGAUGCAAAUAUCAACGCCGACUAUGUCGAGAGCCUGAGGAAGCGUUUAACGGCCUCUGAAGAAGAGCUUGCAAGUUUGCGAGCAACUCUGAAUUACAAGAAUAAGGACCUAGUCGACAUCGCGAUUCUUCGAGGAAAGCUAAACUCAGUUACACAACAGCUUGAGGCGUAUAAGUCACGUGCCGAAAGCAGUCUGGUAGAGCAGCUUCAGGCAAAGGAAGAGGAGCUACGCUUAAUGAAGCUCAAGGAAACACAAUCUACUCAGGAAAUGAACGAGCUAUUUUCAGAGAUGGAUCGGUUAUCCAAGGCCUGGGAAAAUGCAGACAAAAUGGCUCAAUCGCAGGCAAUGUCAUUGGAGAAAUGGGAAGAAGAGAAGGAGAAGCUCUUACUAGCGAAACAAAAAUCCGACAACAAGUAUUACAAAGCGAUGAACGAGUCUGAGGCAAAGGAUGGCGAACGCAAACAAGCUCUUCGAAAUGUAGAAAGACAAACGAAGCAGAUUGAAGCGUUAGAGAGGAACGAAAAGGAGCUCUUAGCCAUAAAUGAAUCUCUUUCAUCGGAGCUUGCGAAAGCAAAACAACUAAUCUCGACAUUGCAAAAUGCUGUUGAUCUUGCAGAAAGGAGCUUGAGUAGUUACAAAGGUUAUUGGGAAGAGGAAGGGAUGCGGGUCUCACAGCUUCAAGAACAAUCGCUGAAACGCGAGCAAGAGGUUGCUGAACUCAAUAUGCAGACCGUGAAGCUAAAGGAUGAACUUCUGAAGGCGACCAAGGAAGCAGAGAGAGCAGUUCAGAAGGCGAAGUCCGUAAAUAAGCCGCUUGCACCUGCUUCUGAACGGGAGGCAGAUUUGCAGAGAGAAGUAGAUAAGUGUUUGAAACUCUUGAAGUGUUCGUUAUGCCAGAAUCAUAUGCGUAAUACUGUUAUCACGAAGUGCAUGCACACUUUCUGCAAAGUUUGCGUUGAUGCUCGGAUAUCAAGUCGACAACGCAAGUGUCCUGCAUGCAAUUUGGCCUUCGCAUUGUCGGAGGUGCAGGCCUUGUACUUACAAUGA
Messenger RNA from Fomitiporia mediterranea MF3/22, 2490 nucleotides. RefSeq lists its product as uncharacterized. The transcript has 16 exons. Bases 1 to 2490 code for a protein of 829 amino acids. Gene Ontology annotation, molecular function: metal ion binding; ubiquitin protein ligase activity. Gene Ontology annotation, cellular component: HULC complex; nucleus. NCBI's taxonomy places the organism in Eukaryota, Fungi, Basidiomycota, Agaricomycetes, Hymenochaetales, Hymenochaetaceae. The record is from RefSeq and is a predicted model, not a curated record.